AAGCCUACAGAAUGUUGAGCCUGCUCAUCCUGACGACAGUGGCCGGCCUUGCUGCAGCCAGUCCCACUCGGACAUCGCCGCCAACCUUCUGUCACGGGCAGGACUGCCCUAGAUACUCUGUGGUCACGUCCACUGCAGAUUAUGAGGAGCGCCUGUAUGAGCCAGCUAAGUGGACCAGUGCCAGUAUCUCCGGUUCUGAGUACAGUUCUGCCGUGAGCGCGGGAUUCGGGAAACUCUUCCAGUAUAUCUCAGGGAACAACAAGGACCAGGCUAAGAUCCCCAUGACAGUACCCGUCCUGACGAAGGUUAAGCCGGGGCAGGGAUCCUCCACCGACUUCACCGUGUCGUUCUUCGUGCCGUUCGCGGACCAGACCAGCCCGCCCGAGCCUUCUGAUCCCACGGUGUUCACCAACCCUCUGCCACAGAUGACCGCUUAUGUCAGGUAUUUCAGUGGGUACGCUCAUGACGGCGACUGGGCCAAUAACGCAGCUGCCCUGGCCCAGAGUCUGGAUAACGCCACAGUCAGCUAUCACAAGGACUUCUACUACACAGCCGGGUACAACAGUCCCUUCCAACCUACAGACAGGCACAACGAAGUCUGGUUCAUCAAGGCAGUUUAAGACGACAACAGCUACUAUAAUAUUGUAUUAUCACUUGU
This is a messenger RNA of Branchiostoma belcheri (Belcher's lancelet), 658 nucleotides long. RefSeq names its product heme-binding protein 2-like. The record is from RefSeq and is a predicted model, not a curated record. NCBI's taxonomy places the organism in Eukaryota, Metazoa, Chordata, Leptocardii, Amphioxiformes, Branchiostomatidae. The transcript is spliced from 4 exons. Bases 12 to 620 code for a protein of 202 amino acids.